Ostrea edulis (European flat oyster) is the source of this 4310-nucleotide messenger RNA. RefSeq names its product interferon-induced protein 44-like. The record is from RefSeq and is a predicted model, not a curated record. Bases 328 to 1257 code for a protein of 309 amino acids. The transcript is spliced from 8 exons. NCBI's taxonomy places the organism in Eukaryota, Metazoa, Mollusca, Bivalvia, Ostreida, Ostreidae.
GCUGAACUCUCUACGUGCUAGGUAUACUUUGAAACAAAGUAUGGGGUUUCUUUUUUUCUGAAAAUUCAUAGAAGUUAUAAAAAUCGCAUUGAUCCAUGUUAUUGUCUGUCGAUUCCAUUUAUUCAUUUUACAUGCUCUCUAAAAUGUUAUAAAAGGAAAUUUAUGUGGGAUAUGUUUAAUUUAGAAUGAUUAUUUUCUCUCCUCAAAUUAAAAACAACACUCAGUUUUGGGAAUUAUCAUUGGAUUAUUCGGAAUAAUUAAGGAAUUUGUCCAUUCAAAAGUCACUUCAUUUUAUGAAUUGGGAAAUAGAACCACGUUUCGAGAAUUAUGGGAUUAUGGGACUAUUUAUUUGGAUAUUCUGGAUCAAAAGAGUCACCAAAGCCUGAAGGCCCUCCUCCACUUAUGAGAGACCCUUGGAGGUCACACAUCAUAUGGACACCUCAGAACAGACAACAGCUGUUGGAGGACAUAAAUAAUUUUGAAGUGAAAGGUGAAAUACAGUAUAUAAACUGUUUGCUGCUAGGACAAUCGGCAUCUGGUAAAACCUCGUUUUUUAAUACGUGUGCCACAGCACUGAAAGAUGAACAAAGAAUGCUAUAUCCAUUAACAGUCUACAAAGCCAGUGGGAAAAGUGUUACUGUAAAGUUUGAAACACAUCCUCUGAUUGCCAAGGGAGUUAUAAAACUUCGCAUAUUUGAUUGCCGAGGACUUCAUGAUGUUGAUGGUGUCACACCUGAAGACAUUCGCCUCAUUGUUGAUGGUCAUAUAAAACAUGGGUAUACGAUCAAUCCAGUGAAAUCAAUCAGCCACAGUGAUCCUCACUACCGGGAGAACCCAAAACUGGGGGAUAUGAUGCACUGUGUUGUGUAUGCAGUUAACGCAACAAACUUAGAAGAAGCGCUUACAGGUGAAACUGCAAAACAAAUAUUUGAAGACAUGAGGGUCAGACUUGUAGAUAGACAUGUUCCACAAUUUGUUCUUAUGAACAAAGUGGAUAGGCUUCGAACGAAACUGGCUGAUGAUAUCACCAAAUUGUUUCACAGCACGGAAGUGAAGAAGAAAUUAGAUAGUAUCGCAACCUUCAUGAAUGUACCAGAAAUGAAAGUCUUACCCAUGUCCAACUACCACAAUGAACCUGUACCAAAUACAAACAAAGAUAUACUAGCACUGACCAAUCUGAAAACGAUUAUGGACUCUGCUAAUGAUUUUGUUGAUCAUGCGUGCGCUACAAAUACUGCAUCUGAUUUCUAUGAUUAAGUCAAUCCCCUGAAACAUCUCUUAUUGACAUGCACUAAAAAAAAAGAGUUUUAGCAUAUCAAUUUUGCUUUGUUCUCUUCAAUCAAGCUCAUGUUACAGUCAACGGACAUCCUAACCAUUCUUGUGACCCUGAUGUUCUCUAUAUAGAUUUUCAAAUUUGAAGAUUUACAUCAUAGUCUAAUACGCUGCGACAUGGUAAUAGUCAAACCACUAAAUAACCAUUUGCGCAAACCUAAAAUUCAUAACAUUUUCAAGGCUACAUUUCUCUUUUUGGGACAAAUAUUGAAUUACGCGAUCAUUAAAAAACUACCAAAUAACCAAGCCUACUUUAUGCCGUGAACAUCAAGGUGUGUAUUUUCACUGGAUAUCACGAUGCAUAAAGGACGUCUAAUAAGCCAGGCAUACAUGAAACUCAAGAUAACGAACAGUGAUCAAUCUCAUAAACCCCAUAAACAAUACAAAAUAAAGAGAUAGACAAACGCAGACCCCUGGACACACGCUCCGGGCCAUAACACUACCUCAGUUUUGAGACCGAAAUCUGAGACUGUCUCAGAUUUCGGUUUCAUCCUCAAGUUCCGUGUGUCAUAAACAUUCUCGUCUCAGUCUCUGAUUUCUAGUUUAAUCUCACUAUUCAGCUCAGAAAGUUAUAUCGCUAGAAAGGUGUCUAACUCCGUAGAUUUUUUCUCAUUUCCAAUAUGGCUUCCGCAAUUUCCCUAUUGAAUCGAUACAACAUCAUCCUUAGUAAAAGGAAAACGCCUUGGCCCCAGAUUUUUCAGGUUAGGUUCAACCCCCUAGAGGAUUUCGAAGAUGACAAGUUUUUAUUCGGUUCCGGUUUCGUCGUGACGCCAUUUUAUGAAUUGUUGACUUAUGUCUAAUGAGGCAGAGACAGAAAGAGCAGAAUUGUUCCCUCCCCUAAAAAAAUAAUGAUUUCUUGAAAUGACCCGGGAGCGUGUCACAACGGAAAAUCUAGUAGUUUGUUACCAAAGAAAUAUGCGAUGCACCUUAAAACUCUACCCCCACCCCCUUCUUUCGUCAGAAUAAUCCACAUCGUAAUGUAUGUACAAUGCACAAUAUUUCGAAAUAUGGAUUGCAUAUAAUAUAUAUUACAUCAUAAGCUGUCAAUUGAUCAUUUUAAUAGAAGUAAAUCAUUUCAGUGAAAAUGAGGCGCAAAUUUGAAUACACGCUUAAAGUAAUUCCAUCCCUUUAGAAUUAUAGGUUAAAUCUUAUAUUUAAUUGUUGAUUCUUCAAAGAAUAUGUCCUAGUAACAAAUGAAAAUUAUGAAAUAAGUAUGUUGCGGUAUUAAGAAAUGUUUUAUCAAUUAGCACACAUAUACAUACAUGUAUCAACGUCAGAACGUUGCAAUUUUCCUUAAACAGCUUUAUCAAAAUUUCACAAGAACUGGUUAAAACAAUAAUAAAAGAUGAAAAUAAGGAACAGUGAUCAAUAUCAUAACUCUACAAGCAAUGCAAAAUAGAGAGCUGGGCAAACACGGACCCCUGGAUAUACCAGAGGUGGGAUCAUGUCCCUUGGAGAAGUAAGCAUUCCCUGUUGACCGGUCACACCCGCCGUGAGCCCUAUAUCUUGAUAAGGUAAACGGAGUUAUCCGUAAUCAAAAUAAGUGUACCAAGAACAUUCUAACAAUCGACAUGAAACACGCCAGACAACACUUGACCCCACGAUAGGCUGCACUGGCAAACCAGAUUGUUAUAACGACCAUAGAAUUUGCGAAAUGCUGACUCCCAACCAUCAUCUCAAAAGUAUUCAUACCAAUUUCAUGAAAUUGUUUCUUAUUUGGCACGCUGUUUUUUGGCUAUAUUUAGCUCUAAAACUUCAUAGUUAUUUUGGAUUUUAAACAUUUCGGUUGAUCAUCACUGAAGAGACAUUAUUUGUCGAAAUGCGCAUCUGGUGCAUCAAAAUUGGUACCGUAUGAGUUUUACAUAUAUACAAAAUGUUUGAAUGGACUUGAUAAAUAAUUCAAUGAAAACAGAGUUAUUGUCCUUAGCUUCAAUAUUUUGAAACAUAUAAUUCAUUAUUCAUAUAUAACUUAAGACUUUUGAAAUAUGUUAUGAUUAUUGAGAAUUUUUACAAUAGCUAUUGAAAAACACUCCAACAACAUUUAUGUUCCUGUUAGACAUAAAUCUUAAAAAUCAUUUACUUUGCGAAAACUUUUGACGUCACAGGAAAAUGUAACUACGUUAAGUGCGUCACAAUGAACAUGAUACACUACUAGGUUAGUGUGACGUCAGCAUUACUGUAGAUAAUAAUUUCGACAUUUUAUGUUAGGCUGAUAUUGUGUUUUAGGGAACCGUAUGAAAAGCGAGGAGCCCUAUAGUAAUCACAUUGUCCGUUAUGUUCGUUCGUUCGUCUGUCCGUUCGUCCGUCCGUCUGUAUGUCCGCCCGUCUGUCCAUCAACACUUUCUUUGUGACACGAUGACUCAAACAGUUUUCAAUUUUCUAAAAGAAAUAAUUUACAGUAAGAAGAAGACACCUAUAGAUUUUGGGGUCAUGUCACUUUGUCUGUCUGUCUGUAUGUCAUAUUUUUUUUUUUUUAAUUUUUAAUUUUUGUUGUUGUUGUUGUUAUUAUGAAUGAUUUCUAAGUAACACGAUAAUUCAAACAGUUUUUAUUGUAGUUUUCAAAUGUUGAACAUAAAUAAUUUACAAUAAGAGGAUCACACCUUUAGAAUUUGGAGUCAUGCCAAUUUAUCUGUCUGUAUAUUAUCAUCUUUGCUAUUAUGAACACCUUCUUUGUGACACGAUAACUCAAGCAAUUUUCAUUGUACAGUUUUCAAAUUCUGUACAAAAAUAAUUUACAAUAAGAGAGAGACACCUACAUAUUUUGGGGUCAUGCCACUCUGUCUGUAUGUAUGUAUGUCAUCAUCUUUCUUAUUAUGACUGUAUCUAUUUACCUGUGUCUAAGGGAUAUAAUUCAAUUUGAAGUAUGAUACAUUGUAUUGAUAUAGAAAAUUUACAAAAGAAAUAACUCUACAACAUUGUGUAUGUGUAAAUUUUUAAUGUUGUCUUUUUUAAUGUGAUAUUAAAAAUGCUUGAUGUUA